Messenger RNA from Nasonia vitripennis (jewel wasp), 1278 nucleotides. RefSeq lists its product as uncharacterized. The transcript is spliced from 2 exons. The record is from RefSeq and is a predicted model, not a curated record. The coding region runs from base 584 to 907 and encodes 107 amino acids. NCBI's taxonomy places the organism in Eukaryota, Metazoa, Arthropoda, Insecta, Hymenoptera, Pteromalidae.
UGUCGUGUUGCACGGGUGUCCGGUCGCUUAUUGAGAAGUUUUUUCUAUCUUUGGGUAAACCGAAGCUUGCAGUCUUGGCCCAGAACUUGGCGAUAUUCGCGGCGCUGCCGCUUUUUUCAGAGACUCUGCGUUUUGGCGUAAACCUUCUUAACGAGCUUGCAAGUUUGCCCUGCUGCGAUUGACUUAAGAUCCAGCACUUGGAGGAAACUCUUACUUGUAUCUUUGUUCCCGGCUUGUCCUAUAAACAAAUAGGAUACGUAUUUUAAACCGCAGCCUAUCGGUCUUAAACGCGGCCGUUCUAAUGUUUUUUCCACUGUUGAACUGCGGCGCAGGAACACAAAUACUGCAAUCAAAGUUGCGUAACUGAGCGAAGUAAGCAUUAUUAAAUUCAAUAAAUAUGCUUACAGUAGAUUAAUUGCACUUCUGUUUCUAGAGUGGAAUGUAGCUUAUAACAUUUGACAGUAACGUUCGAGUAUGUCGAUUGCUAAAAGUGUCGUCAUGGUAACAUAUGAAACUUUCAUAUGCAUCGAAAAAAACGCCACUUUCAACGCGACAUUGCAAGCAGUGAGAUACGGAGAUAAAAAUGGAGUCAGCAAGUGAAAAUCAAGAAAUUCCAAUGCUGUUGCUGAUCGACACAAUUAACCAGAUGAUUACCGACGAGCAGGCCGCAGGGCACAUGAAUACCGGCGACAAAAUUUAUGUGUUCGUCCAAACCUCGGAGGAGUUAUCUAGGACGUUGGGAAAAACUAUCACCUUUCACCAAGUAAUCGACAGUUACAACCGUUACCGGGAGAAGUUUGACGCGGUGAACGCGAAGGUUAAAUACCUUAAGAAAGGUGCGAGCCAAUUGACUUUAGACGAGAUUCGGAUUUACAAAAUAUUCAAGAAAACUAAAUACUAUUUAUGAGGCAAAGAUAUAUUUUUGAUUGUAUAAUUCUAUUUGAUUAUUAUAAAGUAUGAUUUUGAAUAAAAUAAAUUAAACUUUUGCAGGGAAACCGGCGCACGAGGCACUUCUCUACUUCUUGGUGCUUCAAUGGUGAUUUUCUGAAUAUCAAUUAUUCGGUUUUGCAUCCCCUUUUUUGUUUCAUGAAGUAAAACGUCACAAUGAUUUAUAAAUAAAAUGUUUUCACGAAAGUGUGCGCAUCAGAACUUGAUUUUUUAGAGUCUGUAAAGCGGUUAGGUGCGUUGAUUUUGUUUUGUUGAUAAUGCGAGCCCACUUUAUAGCGAAACGUUAGUAGAUCGCUGGAGCAACGCUCUCGGAGCUUUCGCAAAAGUGUG